CUCUCUCUCUCUCUCUCUCUCUCACACACACACACACACACACACACAGCUGAGAUAUCUUUGUUGCCAUGGAGGAGAUGAUCCUGAGGGAACAACCCUUCAUGGUGAACCCAAGCUCCACCUCAACCCCAUCAUCUGCCCUAGGGUUCCAUAGAGACUCAAGAUCAAUUGCCAAAGUCAAACCCAAGAUCAGGAUAAUCCACAUAUUCGCCCCGGAGAUCAUAAAGACCGACACCGCCAACUUCCGGGGACUCGUGCAACGCCUCACAGGGAAGCCCUCCGCCAGCGCUGCCGACCAUCAGAAGAGCCGGAAAAGGAAGUCAUCUGCGCUCAUCGUCCCCAAAAGAGAAGGUCAUCAAAAGAUCAUGCCUGAGAAGCCGAUUCCAAGGAAGAUGGAGCAGAUAAACCUGCUUCGUGGGUUCGACCUGAGGGAGAGGAUGAAGGAGGAAGACGCGAUGAUGAUGAUGAUGAGAGGUGGAGGAGAUGGAGGUGGGUACUUGAAGGAUUUUGCAGACUUGGACGGUUUCAUGCUUGAGUUGGGAGGGUUGCCUCUGUUGCCUGUGGAUGCUUCUCAAAUCCCCUCCUUUGAUGUAAACCAUCACCAGCAUCUCCAUCACCAUGUCUCCUGAUGAAACAUGCAAGCGGGUGUGUGGAUGGAGAAUUCUAUAGUGAGUGGAGAGUUUUCAAGAUUUGGUUUCAGGGUUUUAGGGGAUUGAGAUUGACAUCAAAUUUGUCGGUUGAUCGAUGAAAAUGCUCAUACUCUCUCUCUCUCUCUCUCUCUCUCUCUCUCUCUCUCUCUCUCUCUCUCUCUCUCUCUCUCUCUCUCUCUCUCUCUCUCUCUCUCUCUCUCUCUCUCUUUACUUUGCUGUGUAAAGAUUUUAUACACGGUACACAGACUGUCUGAACUAAUUUCUCAAACGCCCCAAUCUACCAUCUUUGAUU
Syzygium oleosum is the source of this 942-nucleotide messenger RNA. RefSeq names its product VQ motif-containing protein 17. Lineage: Eukaryota; Viridiplantae; Streptophyta; Magnoliopsida; Myrtales; Myrtaceae. The transcript has a single exon. Gene Ontology annotation, cellular component: nucleus. The record is from RefSeq and is a predicted model, not a curated record. Bases 69 to 629 code for a protein of 186 amino acids.